This is a messenger RNA of Hemicordylus capensis (graceful crag lizard), 4713 nucleotides long. RefSeq lists its product as uncharacterized. Lineage: Eukaryota; Metazoa; Chordata; Lepidosauria; Squamata; Cordylidae. The transcript is spliced from 4 exons. Bases 2757 to 3860 code for a protein of 367 amino acids. The record is from RefSeq and is a predicted model, not a curated record.
CUUCUUAUCCCUUGAUCUUCUAAGUCCUGCCUGGCAAGUACUGCUUCUUUUGCACCAGAUCAGGCUUAAUAAGGGUGACUUCUGCCCCUUCAGCCCACCACCUCUUCAUCAUUCACUCCCACAGGUUCCAUAUUCAUGCUUUGUACAACACAAAAAGUUGUAUAAAGAUUUAUCCUGCUUGGACUCAGCAAAGUUUAAAACUAUUGCAGAGAAGGGCCUUGAAGAUGAAGCAUUGGAAGAGAGGUGGCCCCAGAACAAUGGUCCUUGGCCAUGUUAUCCAGAAUGGAGAGUGGGAAAAUACUGGUGGACUGCCUGGCAUGAGGAGCAGACUGCUGACUUUUGUGCGGCAGAGGCCUUCCUAAGGUGUCCAUGUCUGUCAGGGAGUGCAUUCCAAAGCUUUGGGGCAACAAUGGAGAAGAUGAGCUGGUGGCAACUACAGAUGGAUCUCUGCAGAUGAUCUCAACAGGCGAUGACCCAGAGACCAACCUGGCUGCCACAUUCUGAACCAGCUGUAGUUUUCGGACUACACACAAGGCUCCACAUAAAGCGCAUUGCAGUAAUCCAGUCUGGAGGUGACCAGCAUAUGUACCACUGGUGUGGUGUCAUUUAUCUCAAGAGACGGAUGCAGGUGAGGUAUCAGCUGAAGCUGAUCGAAUGCACUUCUGGCCACUGCCUCAACCUGGGACACCACGGAGAGGCUUGGAUCCAGAAGCACCCCCAGACUGCAUAACUGUUCCUUCCGGGGAAGUGUGACCCUAUCCAGAACAGGCAGAUCAAACUCAUCUCCCGGGAUUUGCCCCCGCACAAUGAGUACCUCCAUCUUAUUUGGAUUCAGUCUCAGAUUGUUAUCCCUCACAGCCCAUCACCACCUCCAGUCAGGCAUUUAGGGAGGUUAUGCCCUCUCUCAAUGAUGUUGACAUGGAGAAGUAGAUUUGGGUGUCAUCAGUAUAUUGAUAGCACCCUGCACCAAAUCACCUGAUGAUCCCUCCCAGAGGUUUCAUGUAGAUGUUAAACAACAUCUGAGACAAUACAGAGCCUUGAGGGACAUCAUACAAAAGUUCAGAUUUUGAAGAACAACAGUCUCCAUCUGAAACCUGCCCGAGAGGUAGGAGCAGAACCACCGUAAAGCAGUUGCUCCCACUUCCAAGCCCCUCAGACUCUCCAGAAAGAUACUAUGGUCAAUAGUACUGAAAGCCGCCGAGAGGUCCAAAAGGUCCAACAGAGUCACACUUCCUCUGUAAAUUCCCAAUUGGAGGUCAUCCAUCAGGCUGACCAAGGCAGUCUCUACCCCAUAGUCUGCCCGAAAGCCAAUUUGAAAUUGGUCUAGAUAAUCAGUUUUCUCCAAAAUUGUCUGGAGCUGGGAAGCCACCAUCCUCUCAAUUACCUUGCCCAGCCACGGAAGGUUGGAGACAGGCCUGUAGUUGUUCAACAUGUCUCUGAGGGCCUUGAGUCCACUCAAGGACAUAUUUUCAGGAGGCACAAAGUGCUUCCUGGGGAAAGAGGAGUCUCUUGAAAUUUGCCCCCACUGCUGAGUCAGCAGUGGAGCUGAAUUUUUCAGAAGCAGUGGUACUUCUCUGGUUGCACCAAUGCUUCAUUCGUCAGACUAUCUAAUUGCCAUUUACCCCCCCUAAAAGGGUAUGGAUUGACAGAUUAAGCUUUCUGCACUGCUUUUUGUGUGCCAAUUUGUAAUAUAUCAUCAGUCUCCAUUGCUAUUCUCCCAGUAUCCCCUUCCCAGUUUUUAAAGUGACCUAUUCUAUUUGUUUUGCCACUGCCUAGGGAGAGUGGAUAGUUAAAGCAUUAGUUCCCAAUAAAUUGCUGCUAACUGCCAGCUCUAAACAAGUACUGCUUUGUCUCUCUCCAGAAUAAAUGGCUGUGCUACAAGAACAGAAUGAAAAGGACUAAGAGAGGAAAGCUGCUUGCUAGAGACACACAGUGCCAGUGAUCUUUGUAUACUUUAACUGGCAAAGAAUUGCACAUUUGUCUUGGAACUAAACGUGUAUGUAUUAAAAGUAGAAGUGAGCUUAUGUCAAAUGAGAUCUGCCUCAUGGUCUAAGAAAAAAAACACCUGGAGGUUUUUCAUACAUGGCUCUAUGCCUCGGGGUAUCUGAAGAGCGAAUCUGAUUUGUAGCAGAUUCAAGGCAUUUUAAUUUGAGGGAUUAGAUGGACCAUUCUCAUAGCCAUCAGCACCUCCAUCAACAACUUCGAAGAAAACAGAAGCCCCAGAGUUUUUAUUCAAAAGCUGCUGGAAAUAGAGGACUUUUUUACCCCGGACAUAAUUCGGGCUAAGCCAGAAUUCGCAGCCUCCCUUCGGAGAAAAACAAAGCCCUGUCUAUCCUGGUUCCUGAUAGCCUGCAGGGAGGUUGGGUUAAAUCCAGCGAAUAUGUGGACUGGCACACUCCAAUCAGGAGUGGAUUCGGGUGGGGGGAGCCCUGUCUAUAAAACCUAAUGGUUUGGAUUUUGUGAAGUGUGUUUGAUGAAGUCAAUUGGUAUAACCCCAAAGUAUUUACUGUAUGUAAAUAUGUGAUAAGUCUCCCAUUUAAUUAAUUUGUAUAAAUUGAAUAAACAAUAAUAAUAUUGUUUUAAAUUGUUUUAAUAGCUGUUUUGUUUUGUUUUUGUUGUAUUUAUUUGUGUGAACUGCCAAGAGCUUUUGGAGUCAGGUAGUAUACAAAUAAAAUAAAAAUAUAAUAAUAAUAAUAAUAAGAAGAAGAAGAUACCAAACAUCUAAAACACCAAGUGAAAUCAACCAUCUGCUGUACAUGGACGAUCUGAAGUUGUAUGGAAAGUCCCAGUCAGAAAUUGAAUCACUGCUAAACACUGUCCGUAUAUUCAGUAGCGAUAUAGCAAUGGAUUUUGGACUAGACAAGUGUGCUGCAUUAAUAAUGAACAGAGGGAAAAUAACAAAAACAGAAGGAAUAGAACUGCCCAAUGGAAGCAAGAUCAAGAACCUGGAAGAGAAAGAACAUUACAAAUACUUGCGCAUUCUCCAGGCAGAUAACAUUGCACACACUGAAGUUAAAAGAAAAAUUGGAAGUGAAUACAUCAGGAGAGUUAGAAAAAUCCUCAAGUCCAAACUCAAUGGUGGGAACACCAUACAAGCCAUAAACACCUGGGCUAUACCUGUUAUCAGAUACACUGCAGGAAUAACAGACUGGACCCAGGCAGAGCUAGAGACGCUAGAUCAUAAGACCAGGCAAAUCAUGACCAUCAAUCAUGCUCUGCACCCCCGCAGUGAUGUCGAUAGGCUAUACCUCCCUCGCAGCUCAGGUGGAAGAGGAAUGCUGCAAGUCCAUCAAACAGUAGAGGAGGAGAAAAGAGGCCUUGAAGAAUAUAUAAAGGACAGUGAAGAAGAUGCACUUCAAAUGGUCAAUAAUGCGAAACUAUUCAACACCAAUGAAACAAAGCAGGCCUACAAAAAAGAACAAGUCAAGAACCAAGCAGAAAAAUGGAAAAAGAAGCCCCUGCACGGUCAAUAUUUGCACAAUAUAAGUGGAAAAUCAGACAUCACCAAGACCUGGCAAUGGCUUAAGAAUGGCAACUUGAAGAAAGAAACAGAGGGUUUAAUACUGGCUGCACAAGAACAGGCACUAAGAACAAAUGCAAUAAGAGCAAAAGUAAAAAAAUCAACCACAAACAGCAAGUGCCGCCUUUGUAAAGAAGCAGAUGAAACAGUGGACCACCUAAUCAGCUGUUGUAAAAAGAUCGCACAGACUGACUACAAACAAAGGCAUGGCAAGAUAGCAGGGAUGAUACACUGGAACAUCUGUAAAAAAUACAAGCUACCUGUAGUCAAGAAUUGGUGGGACCAUAAAAUUGAAAAAGUUGAAGAAAAUGAAGAUGUAAAAAUAUUAUGGGAUUUCUGACUACAAACAGACAAACAUCUGCCACACAAUACACCAGAUAUCACUGUAGUCGAGAAGAAAGAAAAACAAGUGAAAAUAAUCGACAUAGCAAUACCAGGGGAUAGCAGAAUAGAAGAAAAAGAAAUGGAAAAAAUCACCAAAUACAAAGAUCUACAAAUUGAAAUUGAAAGGCUGUGGCAGAAAAAGACCAAAAUAAUCCCAGUGAUAAUUGGCACCCUGGGUGCAGUUCCAAAAGACCUUGAAGAGCACCUCAACACCAUAGGGGCCACAGAAAUCAUCAUCAGCCAAUGACAAAAAGCAGCUUUACUGGGAACAGCCUAUAUUCUGCAACGAUAUCUAUAACAGCAACAACAUUGACAAUAAAAUUAAGCCAUCCUAGGUCCUUGGGAAGGACUCGAUGUCUGUAUAAAACAAACCAGUCAAUAACACCUGUCUGACUGUAUAAAUAAAUAACUGUAGUCGAGAAGAAAGAAAAACAAGUUAAAAUAAUUGACAUAGCAAUACUAGGGGAUAGCAGAAUAGAAGAAAAAAAUAGAAAAAAAAUACAAAGAUCUACAAAUUGAAAUUGAAAGGCUGUGGCCGAAAAAGACCAAAAUAAUCCCAGUGGUAAUUGGUGCCCUAGGUGCAAUUCAAAAACAACUUGAAGAGCACCUCAACACCAUAGGGGCCACAGAAAUCAUCAUCAGCCAAUGACAAAAAGCAGCUUUACUAGGAACAGCCUAUAUUCUGCGACGAUAUCUAUAACAGCAACAACAUUGACAAUAAAAUUCAGCCAUCCCAGGUCCUUGGGAAGGACUCGAUCUCUGGAUAAAACAAACCAGUCAAUAACACCUGUCUGACUGUGUAAACAAGA